This is a messenger RNA of Marchantia polymorpha subsp. ruderalis, 1202 nucleotides long. The record is from the annotation of a GenBank genome assembly. NCBI's taxonomy places the organism in Eukaryota, Viridiplantae, Streptophyta, Marchantiopsida, Marchantiales, Marchantiaceae.
AGAAUGUUGCAAAGUGGUCACUCCGCUUGCUCAGAAAGCUAGUUGUAAACUCCUAAAAAUGUUGAAAUGUUGCGAAGGCAUACACAUGAGAAGCUGAGUGUGGAAGUCUUCAAGGGAGUUUUCAUUCCUAUGGAAACAAGCAGGGUCGGGUAAGCAAUUUCUUCCCUUAUCCCUUCGCCCACAUAAGGUGCUCAUGAUAGAUGUGCGCCGGCUGGCUGUGUUGUCGCAGUAGUAAAGCUUAGAUGUUACAUGUAUGUUGUUUUGCUGGCAAAGGUAAAAUGAGAAAUUGACCCCCACCCUCGUCCUAAUGUACCGUCCAAGCUGUCAGGGAUACAAAUCCCCAGCCUGCGCAAAAUAAAGAGUUUAGUGUAGCGAAGCGUUUGAUGUAUGAGGGAUAGGUUUCCUCUGUACCUGUAGGCUCAGAUGGAUAUGGUGCGUAGUACUGAACAACAAUGGGACCAGAUCCAAGUCGAUCACCUGAAGUUUUUCGACGGCGGAUCUAUUUACACCAGACCCUUCACGUUUGAACUCAGAAAUUGUAGAUGUAUAGACGCAAAGUACUCCUAGAUCUCCAAUGUCUUCAACAGUCAAUGCCAAUGAACUCCCGAGUCGAGAUCUAAGUGUGAUGGUUAUCAAACAGGGUUGCUGUGUACCUCCGCUUCGAGUACUUUUCCUUGCGCAUAAAAAAGAAUCGCACAUUUUGUUGAUUAUGUACAUGUCCGUUGGUAGGUGGCCAUUUCCGUUAUUUGCAGUAACAAUCACCAAGGAUGAUGGCACCUAGAGUGUCUGUUGUAUAAGUUCGUAGGGUCAGAAUUGAUCAUGUAAGUCAUUGGUCUACUGCACAAUCUAUUCAGAGAUAUCAAAAGUUAUUGACUUUCAGGUAGGGAAAUCUCAUUAAACUUUAUAUCAAACUGCUUAGCCUUUUUGUGUUUGAAAUCAUCAGGCCCUCAUCUGGUCUACUUUUGUUCCCUUUUAGCUGAUCAAACGCAAGAUGCCACGUUGUGUUCCUACUGCAUCCCAUGCUGAAAAGUUAAAUCUGGCUGUUAAUUAAGUAACAUAAGGAAAACGUGUUGCUUGGUUUAUCGAGUGUGUCGACAGUGUUUAUUGUAGGAUUGUCUUGCGUAUACUGGUUCCGUCCUCUUUCUUGCAGCCAUGGUUGGCAGGUGCAAGGUUUCCAUGGCGAUAGCAAGGUUGCUCUCUCG